AUGCCUGGCGCAAUCCCCUCGCAUAGAGACCCCUCUGAUAUUCUCAACCAGAUCGUCAUCUCCCCCUCAGACACCGACUACCUGGACCAACUCAUCCCCUCAAUCCGCGAAUACAGCCGCGGAAACAAAACCUCACAGCUCCUCCAGUCCCUCUCCAGAUUCGCCAGCGACCGUGAAUUGGCUAUCGAGAAAGCCUGCAACUCCAACCACCAGGAGUUCGUCGCUUCCGUGAACCAACUCCUCCGUGUCCGCGAAGGCACCGUCAGCUUGACCUCCGAGAUCCUAGACCUCAACCAAUCCAUACAGGCCAGCACGGAGCGGCUGGCGGAGCAGAAGAAGGCCCUCGUGGAAUCGCGCAGCCAUCGGCAGAACAUCGAUGAGACCUCGCGCGCCUUGCAGGAUUGCCUGGAGGUGCUACGCCUGGCAAAUCAUGUCAAUGACCUGCUGGCCAAGAAGAACCACUACGCCGCCCUGCGCGCUCUUGACGAGUUGCAGAACGUCCACCUGCGCGAUGUCACGCAGUAUAAAAUUGCUGAGAUGAUUCAACGUUCCGUGCCGGCCACACAGAAGGCGAUUGCGGAGGCCGUCAUGGCGGACUUGAAUACGUGGCUGUACCGCAUCCGGGAAAUGUCGCAGUAUUUGGGGGAGAUUGCGUUGUACCAUACCGACCUGCGCAAGACGCGGCUGAAGGAGCGCGCGGAGCUCAACUCCUAUUUCCGCCAGUUUCGACUGAAUUCGGCCAUCGAGCUGGUCUCGGAUGAGCAUGAGGAGUUUGAUCUGCUGCAGAACGAUGACCUGCAGGUGGAUUUCACGCCGCUGUUUGAGUGUCUGCAUAUCCAUCAGUCGCUGGGGCAGAUGGAUAAGUUUCGCGUUGAGUAUGCGAUGACGAGGAGGAGGCAGAAGGAACUGAUUCUGCCGCCCUCGAUUUCUGUCGUUGAGGAGGAUGGUGCGAGUUUGCAUAUGCUUUUAGAGGAGAUUGCGGGGUUUGCCAUUGUUGAGCGGUCAACUAUGAAAAAGAUUCCCAAUCUCAGAUCUCCUGUCGAAACCUGGGGCUUCCCCGUCAGCGUGUUUGAUAACUUUCUCAUAAACCUGUUUGAGAAAUAUGCUGAACUUCUCAAGAGGAGAUUCAGCGACGACUUUCAGGAGGUAUGCCACUGGGUGGAUAUGAACUUUUACCCGAGGGAAAAAUUCAGUAAACUAAUGACCUCUGCAAAGAUUGUUUCAACCGAUGACUACAUGCCGAUGCCAAUUCAAAACAUUGAGGAAUAUGACAAAGUCCUCAAUGUCAGCUGGUAUAAUCCUGAGAAAUCGCGCGAGCAGCAGACAUUCCCAUGCGUUUUGCCAUUCUCUCAAAUGUAUCCGCUAUGUUGCAUCGAUAUCCGAAACUUCCUAAACCAGUUCUAUUUCUUCUCCAACGACGAUUUCCAACACCCAAGCAUGAUCGAUGAGACUUUGAGAGAGUCCCUCGACUCGCUCCUCUCGGAUAAAGUCUGCGAAACCCUCGUCGAACGCCUCGGUUCACAAUACCUAGGCCAAAUCGUUCAAAUCCUCAUAAACCUCGAGCACUUCGAGAUAGCCUGCCAGGAACUGGAACUCCUUUUAGCCGCCGCACGGUCGCCCAACUCCAGUUGUGCAGGUGCCGCCAUAACGCUAAACGCAACGAACAAGUUCCGCAGCAACAAGAAAGCCGCCGAAAAGCGGAUCUUCGAGGUCGUGAAUUCGAAGAUAGACGACUUGAUCGAGACGGCGGAGUAUGACUGGAUGUCGCCCGUGCCGCAACGGGAACCCAGUAACUACAUGCAGACGUUGACGAGGUUUUUGUCGAACAUUAUGAACUCGACGUUGUUGGGUUUGCCGACGGAGAUUAAGGAGUUGAUAUAUUUCGAUGCGUUGAGCCACGCGGCGAAUAUGGUGUUGGCCCUCCCCCUGUCGCCCGACGUGAAAAAUAUUAACCCCAACGGCGUCGCCGCCCUCGCGCGGGAUGUCGACUACCUGACCCAAUUCGUCGACAGCCUCGGCGUGCCCAUCCUGCGCGAGAACCUCGACGAGCUCCAGCAGACCGUCCAGCUCCUGCAGGCCGAAAACACGGAUGAGUUCUAUGACAUCUCGACGAGGAAUAAAAAGUAUGGCCGUGUUGAUGCGAUGAAUGGGCCCAUUUUGUUAGAGAAGCUUGUUGCAGCGGUACAGAGCCCGCAGAGGCAGGAUAAGUUCAGUGCGCUGUCGACCAGGUUCGGCAUGAAGUAAGAAGUAACUCUGUUAUUUGGUUAUUCCAUGGCAGAAGUGGAAUUCCCCGUUAAUGGCUGGGAUGGGAGAAUGAGUACGCAGUCGGGUAUAGGAGGCGGCGUGCUUUGUCCUGGUUUUGAUG
Molecule: messenger RNA, 2365 nt
Organism: Histoplasma capsulatum G186AR
Lineage: Eukaryota; Fungi; Ascomycota; Eurotiomycetes; Onygenales; Ajellomycetaceae
Product: Rab GTPase-binding exocyst subunit SEC15
Exons: 7
Coding region: 1-2244 (747 amino acids)
Biological process (GO): intracellular protein transport; Golgi to plasma membrane transport; exocytosis
Cellular component (GO): exocyst; membrane
Source: RefSeq, a predicted model, not a curated record